This is a messenger RNA of Platichthys flesus (European flounder), 4646 nucleotides long. It is a transcript of the gene cngb1a, whose product is annotated as cyclic nucleotide gated channel subunit beta 1a. The record is from RefSeq and is a predicted model, not a curated record. Gene Ontology annotation, molecular function: protein-containing complex binding; intracellularly cAMP-activated cation channel activity; cGMP binding. Gene Ontology annotation, biological process: retina homeostasis; monoatomic cation transmembrane transport. The transcript has 38 exons. NCBI's taxonomy places the organism in Eukaryota, Metazoa, Chordata, Actinopteri, Pleuronectiformes, Pleuronectidae. Bases 665 to 4432 code for a protein of 1255 amino acids. Gene Ontology annotation, cellular component: plasma membrane; photoreceptor outer segment; intracellular cyclic nucleotide activated cation channel complex.
CAACAACAACACACAAACACAACACAACACUGUACAAUAACACUAUACACCAGCAUGGUAAGCACCUGUUUACAUCUGCAAACAGCCUCAGUCCACUAACAGCCAGCUGCAGACAGGGAGCAGCUGGUGAACAUGUGGAGCAUUUAGCUGCUGAAGAGAAGGUGGUGGAGACCAAACAUGGAGACAAAAGAGAGGAAACACUGCACUGAGACCGAUGAUGUGGAAACAAUCAGCUGUUCAAAAAUAUCAACUUGAAAAGGUGAUGAUGUCAGUGUUGUGUGUGUUUAUUGUCAAUCACACACUGAAAGAACAAAACAUCAAAUCAAAGCUUCCAGAGACAAUUGUAGUGUUUGUCCAUCAUCUCACUGACUCUGGAGAAAAUCUGAGAGAGUUUUGUGUUAUCAAGUUUUUAGCCCCACUCCUGGUCUCACUUGGUUUGUCCUAGUCUGUCCUGUUCUGUCAUUGUCUGUCCUGGUCUGUCCUGGUCUGUCCCUCUCUGCCCUGGUCUGUUUCUGUCUAACUUAGCCAUUUGUGUUCUCAGUAAUCCUGUUAGCAGAGUUUCUCUGUUCUAAUCCUCCGUCAGAGCUCAGAUCCCUGCAGGUCUUCACAGCCUCUUCAGCACAGCUCUGGGGGAAACUGCUGGACCCCGAUUGAACGACUCAGGAUGUUGAGCUGGGUGGUUAAAGUCGUUCCGCAGCCGCCUGAGCCUCCUUCCAAAAAAGGCUAUGAGAAGAAGGAGGAGGAACCAGCCGCAGCCCCGCCCCCGGUACAGGCCCCUCCCCAAGUCGCAGCUCCUCCUCCUGCUGUAUCUACAAGACCUGCACCAGAGAAGAAAGUGACGUUUCAGGAUGAGAGUAAAUCCAAACAGGAAGCUGAGACGGCCGAGGGCAACGGCUCUCAGCCCGGCGUGUUGACGUGGAUUAGUGGAGCUCUGCCUCAACCUGCAGCCUCACCUAAACUGAGCCGGGACAGCACCACCACGACCUCCACCACGACCUCCACCACCCCCCCUGCCACGGAGGAAAACCCAACAGCCAGUAAACCUGACGAUGAGAAGGGGAUGUUGGCGUGGUUCACUCAGGGUUUGGAGAAAGUUGUUCCUCAGCCUGAUUUGAAGAACAAAGACUCUGCUGAGGUGCAUCAGGCAGCAGCUGCUCCAGCAGAGCCUCAGGUUAAUGUGCGACAAGACAAAGACGACACAACUGACAACAAGCCUCUCCCACCCAGGAUGAUGGACUGGAUAAAACAGGGUAUAGAGAAGGUGGUUCCUCAGCCAGAGAUCAAUGUUUACUCAAAGACAGACGGCAACAUCAAGACUGAGGCUCCUGCUUCCACUGAAGCUCCACCUCAAGAACCACCACCUCCCCCAAAACCAGCAGCUGACACUGGGAAGUCGUCCAAAAAAGCAGAGCAGCAGCCUGAGUCGUUCAAAGAAGCAGAGCAGCAGCCUAAUAUGAUGGGCUGGAUCUUCAGUGGCAUCGGUCGCAUGAUUCCUCAGCCUGUACAGAAGCAGGACACAGGCUGUGAAGUGCAGAACAUUAGCAUCGUGCAGCAGAGGACAGACCUGGUGCUGGAGGACGUAGGACAAGACGAGGACGCAGAGGUGAAGAACGAAGAGAAGGUGAAGAAAGAGGAUGCAGAGAAGCAGGUGGAUCAACCCACUUCCAGCAUCAAGGAGGAGGCAGGAGGAGCAGUACUCGCUCACAUGGAUGAAAGAGUGCAGCAGGAGCGUCUGGAGGUGGCCCGGGUCGCAGAGGACAUCGCCAGGAAGGCAGCGGAGGAGGCAGUCCGCCAGCUGGAGGAGGAGCAGUCAGCUAAGAUUGUGAUAGAGACCCUGCCAGAGUCCAACGAACUGCCCAACAUCCUGGAGGAGGAAAAUGAGGAAGACCCUGAGUGCAUGAUGGUCGUCUGUCCAGCUCAAGAUGAUGCUGAGGCUACGACUGCACUGGACAAAGUCGACUCUGCUGCAAAGACAAUCCAACCGCCCACCGAAUCCAAACUACCGGAGGAAAAGACUCCUUCAUCCACAGAUGUGGAACCAGCAUCGAAGAAGAUAGACCUGGAGAGUCCUGUCCUACAGCCAGUCACCCAGCAGCCACAGCCACAAGCUCCUCAGGGCAGCAAAGCAGCAGCAGCAGCAGACGAGGGGGGGUGUGGAGCCGCGACGCUGAAGGCGGAGGAUGUGGAUCAGGAUGUGAGGCAGAGAAAAGUCCUGAACAUCCCCCAUAUUAUGACAACCCUAGAACCAGAGUCCACUGCUCUGACUGUCCCUAGCGUGCCGCUGUCCAACCUCAGUUCUGCAGAUGAGAAUGAUGAUGAGCCGAUGAGGACUGAUCUCAGGACCUGGCCCGGUCAGGGAGAUCUACUGACUGCAGAUGACGAGAUGCGUCCUCUGUCAGCUGCCAGCGUCGGCAGCGUCGUGAUCCAGGAUCGUCUGAGUGAACUUGUCAAGUUAUUCAGGGGUCGAACCGAGCAUCAGAAAGAGCGACUGGUGGACCAGGACGAGUCAGAGGGAGAGAGUCCAACAGCCUCCCCAAGCAAAGCUCCACCUCCCCCUCCUCCAGCAGAGGAGAAGAAGGAAGAAGGGGCAGCAGAAAAAGACGAAGAAGAAGACGACGAAGAAGAAGAGGCAUUGUUCCAGUUUAAACUUCUUGGACUCCCAGUAAAAAUUCCCAAACUGUUCAAACUUCCCCCAAUGCCUUACUGGCUCCGAGCCAUCGUGGAGUACCGCUUCCCCUCCAGCAUUGACCAGUUCACCGACCUGAUCUAUGUGAUCUGGCUGUUCUUCGUGGUGGCGGCGUGGAACUGGAACAUGUGGCUGAUUCCGGUCCGCUGGGCGUUCCCCUACCAAACCCCCGAGAACAUCCACCUGUGGCUGCUGGUCGACUACACCUGUGACCUCAUCUACAUCACAGACAUCCUCGUGUUCCAGCCCAGACUGCAGUUCGUCCGUGGAGGAGACAUCGUGUGUGAUAAAAAGGACAUGAGAGAAAACUACAUGACGACUGAAAGAUUUAAGAUGGACGUCAUCAGUCUGUUUCCUAUGGAGAUAUUUUACUACUUCACAGGUGUGAACUCUCUGCUGAGGUUCCCUCGUCUGUUGAAGUACAUGGUUUUCUUUGAGUUCAACGACAGAAUGGAAGCUGUGAUGAAGAAAGCCUACAUCUACAGGGUGAUCCGAACCUCCAUGUACCUGUUGUACUCUCUGCACAUAAACGCCUGUCUCUUCUACUGGGGCUCGGACUACGAGGGAUUGGGAUCCACCAAAUGGGUUUAUAAUGGAAAAGGAAAUGCGUACAUCCGAUGUUACUACUUUGCCGUGAAGACGCUGAUCACCAUCGGAGGUCUGCCCGACCCCACCACCGUCUUCGAGAUCUGCUUCCAGCUCAUUAACUACUUUGUUGGCGUCUUUGCUUUUUCUAUCAUGAUCGGUCAGAUGAGAGAUGUGGUGGGAGCAGCGACGGCCGGUGAGAACUAUUACCGGGCCUGUAUGGACAGCACCGUUCAGUACAUGAACUCGUACCACAUCCCCCGAGAGGUUCAGAACCGCAUCAAGACCUGGUACGACUACACCUGGAAGAUCCAGGGCAUGCUGGACGAACAGGAGCUCCUAGUUCAACUUCCUACUAAGAUGAGAAUGGACAUCGCUGUGGACGUCAACUACGCCAUCGUCAGUAAAGUCGCCCUUUUCCAGGGCUGUGACAGACAGAUGGUGUUUGACAUGCUGACGAGGCUCAAGUCUGUCGUUUACCUGCCUGGAGACUUUGUCUGUAAAAAGGGGGAGAUCGGCAGGGAGAUGUACAUCAUCAAACAGGGGGAGGUUCAGGUGGUGGGCGGUCCUGACCUGCAGAUUGUGUUUGUCACCAUCAGAGCCGGCUCGGUGUUUGGAGAGAUCAGUCUGUUGGCGGGAGGUGGAGGGAACAGACGAACGGCCAACGUGAAAGCUCACGGAUUCGCUAACCUCUUCAUCCUGGAUAAGAAAGACCUGGCGGAGAUCCUGGUCCACUACCCAGAGUCCCAGAAGCUGCUCCGCAAGAAGGCGAAGAAGAUGUUGACGAAGGACACGAAGCCGGAUGAGAAGGAGGGAGGUAGAGGGGCGGUGGAGGUCAUCCCACCCCGACCGGACACCCCCCAGAUGUUCAAGGCGGCGCUGAAGGUGGCGGAGCAGGCGGGAAUAGAGGGAACCUUCGUCAAACUGAAGAAGUCCUACAAAGCGUCUCAGAGCACUGAGGCGUCCUCCUCCAUCUCUCCACUCCCACCUCCCUCUCCGACGCGCCACCGCUCUCCGGUCCCUCACUUCCUGGUGAAGGACGAAGAGGACGCGGUGGCGGAGACAGCUGACAGCUCCGUCGUCAUCAGGAUGACGCCGCGACAGGAAGGCGAGGAGAUGCUGUCCGUGGAGGUGCUGCCCAAGGAGGGAGGAAAGGAGUGAUGUGACAGGAAAUCCUUGCAGGAUGUCUCCUUAAAGAGUCCCUCUGCUUCCCAGAAUGCCUUUCACUGAAAACCAAAGAGGGGGCACGGGAUGCCCCAGUGCAUUAUGGUCUCAUCUGUUUCUUCUUCUCUGGAAGUUUUCUCUCAGUUCUAUUAUUUUAAACUAAAAUCUCCAAAAUGUUUCUCAAACUUGUUUUCAAUCUGCCCCCCCCCCC